Pogonomyrmex barbatus (red harvester ant) is the source of this 2396-nucleotide messenger RNA. It is a transcript of the gene Nplp1, whose product is annotated as Neuropeptide-like precursor 1. NCBI's taxonomy places the organism in Eukaryota, Metazoa, Arthropoda, Insecta, Hymenoptera, Formicidae. The record is from RefSeq and is a predicted model, not a curated record.
CCCGCGUCGCGACAAACAGGUUGAUUUGUCACCCUCCGCGAAGAUGAUGGGAUUCACCAGAAAUUACCUCGUGAGCCUGUUCCUCUACGUCUUUAUUGUCAACGAGAUUCGUCAGCCUGCGGUGACGUGCCAAGAUGAAGAAGGCAGCCAAUGCAUACCAAAGAAGACCUUCCUGGCGUUGCUGCGUUUACCGGAAGUCAGCUCGAAUCUGGCGGCAUACUCGAGGACGGCAAGGAUUAUUCAGGAGACGAAGAACCACAACGAUAUAGCUCAUUUGAAGGCUCUCAGUUCCGAGGAGAACGACGACGCUGAGAUCUGCAUACCGGGCGGUCUCUAUUUGGAGCUCUUCAAGGAUCCGGCAUUACGUGGUCAUCUCAGCGUAAUGGCGCGUACCCACAAAUUGCCCGAAUUUCCCGGACGUCUUCUGGACGACAGCGAGGAGAUCGACUCGCGAGACCUGAUCCCCGAAUCGGAAAAACGCAGUCUCGCCACUUUGGCCAAGAACGACGACCUGCCGGUCACCAUUCAGGAACGCGAGGACGACGAUGACGAAGAGAAGAGAAGCAUUCCUUCCAGCGGCGAUGCGGACAGCCUGAUGCGCAUAUUACUGGGCGACGAUUAUCAUCGACGAGGGGCUGGUGUCUACGACUACCUGGGCGACCUGGAUCCAGAAGUGAUCGAGUAUCCAUUGGACAAACGUAACAUCGGCUCCCUGGCGCGAGACUUCGCGCUGCCUACGGGCAGACGUCACAUUGGUUCGGUGGCACGUGAUUACGGUCUACCAAAUGGUAAGAGGAACAUCGGCUCUUUGGCCAGGCAGAGCAUGCUGCCGCCGAACGGCAAGAGAAAUAUCGGUUCUCUGGCGAGAUACUCCAUGCUGCCGACGGGUAAAAGGAAUGUCGCCGCGCUGGCCAGGGAUUCCUCUCUGCCCUACGGUAAGCGAUAUCUCGGCUCGUUGGUCCGAAACGGUGGCUAUCCGGUCCGCGGAUACGACGACGGCAAGCGCAACGUCGCCUCGUUGGCCAGGAACGCCGACUGGCCCGGUUUCGUGAAGCGAGGUGGCACCGCGCCAGGCAGGAUGAUGGUCCGGGUAUUAAACCGCCAUGGGAGAUCCUUGAGCGACGAUCGCGAAGCGCAGAGCGAGCCUUUGGACCUCCAGCAGCUCAUCAGGCAAGGCUACGACAAUGGAAACGACGCCGCGGCGAACGUCGCCAGCGAUUGGACCACCCCUUUCAGCGUCUCGGAGAAUCUGGACGAGAGCAGGGCGAAGAACAGGUCGAACAGGAGAAUCGAUGCCGCGUUGCAAGCGAGGCACAAACGGCAGAUCGACUUUUCCGAUGAGUAUCCGCUGCCCGUUGUGCAGAACACCAACAUGCUCGACUACGAGGACAUGAUGGAGGCGUUGACCGAUCAUUAUCCGAACGCGGAGAAGAGGUUCAUGGGUUCCGCGCCGGAGAUGCCGGCCGACUCGGGCUACCCUGAAGUAUUGCCACCGAGUAAGAGACAUAUCGGGGCCCUCGCACGCCUCGGCUGGCUCCCGUCGUUUCGUACACCACGAUUCUCUCGGUCACCGCGAUAUCUGGUCGAAAGGGAGGAUCCCGCAGAUGGGUCCUCGUCCAACUACACCCCCAACGCGUCGGCUCGGUCGCUAAGACCGAUGUUCACCCCGAAGACCCGCUACCUGCACGGAGAUUGUCGACGUGGAUUUCGUCCUCUUACCAGACAUCGAUAACUUCCUGCGGACGUCGAACUCCCGCGUCGCGUCCCGUAUCAUGUAAAAGAUCCCAUCGCUUUGCUGCUCGUCCAAGGCGGCGACAUCGUACAAAUUACGUUUUACACAUCGGGUUCAUGGCGAUUUUACUCAGCGAAUGAAAAGAAGAGUGAAAGAAAACGGAUGUAAAUAUUCGGAUCUUGAGUCUGACGUUCUUCCUUACUGGCCACUGAUCAUCCCUUGUCAACGGUAGAUAUCCACAAACGUCUGUUUCGAUCAUUAAUAAUCAAGUAACGAUCUGUUAGUAUCAGUAAGAAUAAUAAUAAUAAUAAUAAUAAUGAUAAAAUAAUAAUAAUAGAAAUUAUUUUAAAAAUUGGUAUCGAUCAAUCAAAAUUGAAAACAAUAGAACAAUAAUGGGAGUAAGGAAAUUCGUCACGCAAUUUAAUCAGCGAUUAGUUCAUAGACUCAUUGAGAAGAAUUAAUUCUUAUUGAAGAAUGGCUCCAUCGAUGGACAAUAAGCUUACUGCUCGCCGACAAUAAUAGUCUCACGUAAUCCUAAUGUGACGCCUUAAAUGUGCCGUCUGUAUUGAACAGAUUUUAAAUUGUUAUGCGGAAAGAGUGUAUGUCUGAAAGAAAAAAGAUUUCAAUUCGCAGACAGGUUUUUCUCGCUCAAACAAAAAAAAAA